GCAGAACAUAUGUAGACUUUUUUCGUGCUUGCAGAUGGCUGGCGGAUGGCAGGCGGAUCUUUUUCUUUGGUUGGUAGGGGCGGUGGGAGUGAAUGGGCUUUCAUUAUUCUUAUUCUUGUUUUUCUACUAUACACGGCGUUGUAUGAUUUGGUUCAAUGUGCUGAAGGGAAGGGAAGGGGGGUAAAACAAAAGUUUGGGAAGGAAAGGAAGGAAGGAAGGCGAUACAGCUUCUAUCAGCAAAAUAGAACGGACGACUUGGCGUUGGAUCAGUUGUUGAUCUUGUUUUUUUGGAUACUUCUCCUAUGUAAAACACUGAUACUCUAAUGGCACCGAGAGAGAGAGAGAGAGAGAGAGA
Tricharina praecox is the source of this 355-nucleotide messenger RNA. RefSeq lists its product as uncharacterized. The transcript has a single exon. The coding region runs from base 46 to 324 and encodes 92 amino acids. Lineage: Eukaryota; Fungi; Ascomycota; Pezizomycetes; Pezizales; Pyronemataceae. The record is from RefSeq and is a predicted model, not a curated record.